Hyla sarda is the source of this 1663-nucleotide messenger RNA. RefSeq names its product eukaryotic translation initiation factor 4A3 (gene EIF4A3). The record is from RefSeq and is a predicted model, not a curated record. Lineage: Eukaryota; Metazoa; Chordata; Amphibia; Anura; Hylidae. The transcript is spliced from 12 exons. Gene Ontology annotation, molecular function: ATP binding; RNA helicase activity; mRNA binding. Bases 142 to 1389 code for a protein of 415 amino acids. Gene Ontology annotation, cellular component: nucleolus; catalytic step 2 spliceosome.
CCUGACGUUCCUGGUGCGUAACCUCCCUUUUGCGCGCGGUGGCUUCUGGGUGACGCGGCUGGCGGCCUGGUGUGGUGCUGUAGUGUGCGCGGCUCGGAGUGUUACCGUCUUCUCGGCUCCGGUUUCCAGUCUGUCGGUAUAAUGGCGAGCGCAGCAACCGCGGUAGCAGGCGGCGUGACCAGCGCGUCCAGCCGUAAGCGGCUCAUGAGGGAAGAAGACAUGACGAAAGUGGAGUUUGAGACCAGCGAGGAAGUGGACGUGACCCCCACCUUCGAUACCAUGGGGCUGCGGGAGGAUUUGCUCCGAGGCAUCUAUGCGUAUGGGUUUGAGAAGCCGUCAGCUAUCCAACAGAGGGCGAUCAAACAGAUCAUUAAAGGAAGAGAUGUAAUAGCACAAUCACAGUCUGGUACCGGCAAAACAGCUACUUUUUGCGUGUCUGUCCUGCAGUGUCUGGAUAUUCAGGUCCGGGAAACACAAGCUUUGAUUUUAGCUCCGACCAGAGAAUUGGCUGGACAGAUUCAGAAGGUUCUUCUUGCUUUGGGUGACUACAUGAACGUGCAGUGUCAUUCAUGCAUUGGGGGAACAAAUGUAGGAGAAGAUAUCAGGAAACUAGAUUAUGGGCAGCAUGUUGUUUCAGGCACACCAGGCAGAGUCUUUGAUAUGAUCCGCCGAAGAAGCUUAAGAACGCGGGCUAUUAAAAUGCUUGUUCUGGAUGAAGCUGAUGAGAUGCUUAACAAAGGUUUCAAAGAACAGAUUUAUGAUGUGUACAGGUAUCUACCACCUGCUACACAGGUGUGUCUGAUCAGUGCCACACUUCCUCAUGAAAUCCUGGAAAUGACCAAUAAGUUCAUGACCGAUCCCAUCCGUAUCCUGGUGAAACGUGAUGAGUUGACGCUGGAAGGCAUUAAGCAGUUUUUUGUAGCAGUGGAGCGGGAAGAAUGGAAAUUUGAUACUUUGUGUGAUUUAUAUGACACCCUCACCAUAACACAAGCUGUGAUCUUCUGCAACACAAAAAGAAAGGUUGAUUGGUUAACAGAGAAAAUGAGGGAGGCCAACUUCACAGUGUCUUCAAUGCAUGGUGACAUGCCUCAGAAAGAGAGGGAGUCUAUUAUGAAAGAAUUCCGAUCUGGUGCCAGUCGAGUACUGAUUUCCACUGAUGUCUGGGCAAGAGGUUUGGAUGUCCCACAAGUUUCCCUUAUCAUUAACUACGAUCUUCCUAACAACAGAGAGUUGUAUAUCCACAGAAUUGGUCGUUCAGGACGUUAUGGAAGGAAAGGUGUUGCAAUUAACUUUGUAAAGAAUGAUGACAUCCGUAUCUUACGAGACAUUGAGCAGUACUACUCUACUCAGAUUGAUGAAAUGCCCAUGAAUGUUGCUGAUUUGAUUUGAAGAUGAGAAUUUCUGUAUAGAUGGAUUAUAUGGAUCGAUUGACCAACAUGUUUUUAUUUUUGGCGAUUUCAUUUGUAGAGCAGAUUUUACUGUUGUGAUCUUUUUACCUUUUAUUUAACGCUUAAAGUUCAAUGAGUCAGGCAUCCCAUUGUAAACAACUGUAAAUACAUUUGGUGAAUUUUCAAUAAAAAAAAUACAAAGCCCUUCUUUGGUUUGGUGAUUGUCAGUAACGUUUUGCCAAUAUUUUGUUUGAUAUUAAACACAAUUCCGGCUA